GUCGGGUUCGGAAUUCGGUUACGGUCUCGCCGCAUCAGGCUUGUGUUUUUAGUUUAGUUUCGUCAGCUCAUUUAGCGGGUAGCCCCCCAAUAACUACACCUUUCUUUGCGCGCAGCAGAUCGGUAGAUCUUAUCUUAGGAGCAGUAUGGAGGCCGGUAGCAGCAGCAGCAGGACCAAACCCAAGCACAUUCUGCAUCUGACUGAGGAGGAGCGCCGCAGCUUUUGCGACUCCUUCGAUCGUGUGUUCAGUGACAUUGAUGGCGUUGCCUGGGGCUUGGAGCACAUGGUUCCUCAUGCCGCCGACGGUUAUAUGGCCCUCGAGCGGAUUGGCAAGCAACUGACCUUUGUCACCAACAACAGUGUUCGGACUAUGGAUCAAUGCGUUCGGCGCUUUGCCAAGAUUGGACUACAGGUGAAGCCGGAGCAGAUCUGGCAUCCAGCACAGAGCAUUGUGGAGUACCUCCAGGGGAUUAAGUUCGAGGGCCUGAUCUACAUCAUUGCCAGUCAGCCAUUCAAGGCGGUGUUGCGAGAAGCGGGCUUCAAGCUACUUGAUGGGCCCAACGAGUUCAUUGAAGAAUCCCUGGAGAGCAUGGCCAAGCACAUCUUUGACCGGGAACCAGUGCGUGCCGUCGUUAUCGAUGUGGACUUCAACCUGAGCUCCCCGAAAAUGCUGCGUGCCCACAUGUAUCUGCGGCGUCCCGAGUGCCUGCUACUGGUCGGUGCCACCGAUCGCCUCCUGCCUGUGGCCAAGAAUGUGAACAUAAUCGGACCAGGACCCUUCAACUCCAUCCUGGUGGAGGCCAGCGGCAAGACGCCGCUUACCCUGGGCAAGCCAGGCCGCCAGCUGGGCGAGCUGCUGGUCCAGCACUAUGCCAUAAGCCAACCCAGUCGCGUUCUAAUGAUCGGAGACAUGUUGGCCCAGGACGUGGGCUUUGGCCGUGAAUUUGGCUUCCAGACGCUGCUCGUCCUCAGCGGCGGCUGUACCCUGGAGCAGCUGCAGGCCGAGACGGAUCCCAGCCGUAUUCCGGACUACUAUGCGGAUAGUGUGGCUGACUUGGCCGUGAUGCUGGGCGAAGCACCUAAAGCGCAUGUCUAGCCAAAGAAAGAAGAUAAAUAGAAAGCCUAGGAGGGGUCUGGUUAUGGUUAAGGGAAACGUUUGGAAUAAAUUCAAGUUUAAAUUAUAAUGUGAAGCUGAAAUAUAAUAUUUAAAGUGAACAAGUAUAGAUAAUAGUUAUUAAAACUUGAUUCCAACUGCAGGAUCUAGGGCUCUACAAAAGCUAAAAUUUAA
Molecule: messenger RNA, 1288 nt
Organism: Drosophila serrata
Lineage: Eukaryota; Metazoa; Arthropoda; Insecta; Diptera; Drosophilidae
Product: chronophin
Cellular component (GO): cytoplasm
Molecular function (GO): phosphatase activity
Source: RefSeq, a predicted model, not a curated record